UUACACACUUGAGAGUAAACUUCUUAAACCAAAAAAGGGAAAAGGUAACUGAAGCGGCCUUUUGGGCUUUAGAAAAGGAAAGGAGUAACAUGGAAGGCAAGAGACACGUGGCAAGUAUAACAGUUAGAGAGAGAGAGAGAGAGAGAGAAUCUCGAAUCUGUAAGUCGUACUAAGAUCGAGAGAAGUCUAAUGAUUCCUCUCAAUCAUAUCAUCAAGACUCAGUUCUCUGUUGUUCUUCCCUCUCCAGAGUCCACCGUCAAAAUCGCUGCUUUUGGUUUGCGUUGGGAUUAGGGCUUGACACUUGACAGAAUGAUAGCGCGGAUCCUCACCGCCUUGGCCGAUUCCAUGGAGAUUCCCGCGGCUGCCGGUGAAUCGGUGCUGGGUACCAUCAAAAUCGCCGUGAUGCCAAUUGCUAAAGUUUUCACCAUGUGCUUCUUGGGCCUUCUCAUGGCCUCCAAGUACGUAAACAUCUUGCCUCCCUCCGGCCGCAAACUCUUGAACGGGUUGGUAUUCUCGCUUUUGCUUCCAUGCUUGAUCUUUUCACAGCUCGGACAAGCCGUCACUCUCCACAAGAUGCUUCAGUGGUGGUUCAUUCCGGUGAAUGUCGUUCUUGGUACAAUCUCAGGAUCGUUAAUCGGCUUGGUUGUUGCUACCAUUAUUCGUCCGCCUUACCCUUAUUUCAAGUUUACAAUCAUACAAAUCGGAGUUGGUAACAUCGGCAAUGUGCCUCUUGUUUUACUAGCGGCUCUAUGUAGGGACACCUCCAACCCUUUUGGUGACUCCGAUAAAUGUAGCAUUGACGGCACUGCUUAUAUCUCUUUUGGUCAAUGGGUUGGUGCCAUCAUCCUCUACACAUAUGUGUACCAGAUGUUGGCUCCUCCUCCAGAAGGGUUUGAUGCUGAUGAAGAUAGUCUUCCUCUGAAAAACCUUCCUGUAGAUCCUGCUCCAGAGCAAGUCCCCUUGCUUACUCAAAAUUACCCCAAGGACAUUUCACCUGCUCAAGUUCGCCUGGCUGUACAGAGCACCGAACCUAGAGGAAGCGGGGAUUCAAGGAAAGGCAAGAUUACACAGAUCUUUGUUUUCCUCUACGAGAAGUUGAAACUGAAGCAAAUUGUCCAACCUGCAAUAGUUGCUUCAAUUCUUGCCAUGAUACUUGGUGCAAUACCGUUCACGAAGAAGUUGAUAUUCACAAAUGGUGCCCCUCUGUUCUUCUUCACAGAUAGCUGCAUGAUUCUUGGGGACGCCAUGAUACCGUGUAUCUUGCUGGCACUUGGGGGGAAUCUCAUUAAUGGACCAGGAAGUUCAAAACUUGGUUUCAAGACAACAGCGGCAAUUAUAGUAGGACGGUUGGUGUUGGUGCCACCAGUAGGACUAGGGAUAGUGACAUUAGCAGACAAACUUGGGUUCCUUCCUGCUGAUGACAAGAUGUUCAGAUUUGUGUUACUCCUUCAGCACACAAUGCCUACCUCUGUGCUCUCGGGAGCUGUUGCCAAUCUUAGAGGCUGUGGAAGGGAGUCGGCUGCUGUGCUCUUCUGGGUUCACAUUUUUGCCAUCUUCUCAAUGGCUGGAUGGAUGGUACUGUAUAUCAACAUACUAUUCUGAAUUCUUCUUCUUCUUCUUCUUUUUUUUCUUCUUCUUCUUCUUCACGCAUUUAUCUGCCACUAUACAAGCCUCUUAAUAUACUUUGGUGUAAAUACAGGCACAUCUUAUAUGUGCCUGAACCAACCAAAAGUCGUUUUCUUUCUUUCUUGUGUAAAUGUGGGUUUAUAACUCUGAUCAACUAAUGCCAAAUGAGCGCACUUCCUUUUUCCUAAAUCAA
This is a messenger RNA of Eutrema salsugineum, 1819 nucleotides long. RefSeq names its product protein PIN-LIKES 6. The record is from RefSeq and is a predicted model, not a curated record. Gene Ontology annotation, biological process: endoplasmic reticulum to cytosol auxin transport. Gene Ontology annotation, cellular component: membrane. NCBI's taxonomy places the organism in Eukaryota, Viridiplantae, Streptophyta, Magnoliopsida, Brassicales, Brassicaceae. The transcript has 9 exons. Bases 310 to 1602 code for a protein of 430 amino acids.